UUCAUUCAGCAAAGCCUUCACAAAAUUUAUAUAGUUGAUAAUAUAGAAGGAGAAGCUAAGGAGUGUUAUGGAUCUCAACAACAAUAAUUUAGAUUUGGUUCUAAAUGAAGAGAAGAGCACAAAAUUGCUAGGAGCUCAAGCCCACAUAUGGAACCAAAUCUUCAACUUCAUCAACUCCAUGUCCCUAAAAUGUGCCAUUCAAUUAGGCAUACCAGAUAUUAUCAACAACCAUGGAAAACCCAUGACCAUUUCCCAACUCACACUUGCACUCCCCAUCAACAAAACCAAAUCCUCUUGUGUCUAUCGCCUCAUGCGGAUUUUAAUCCACUCUGGCUUUUUCGCUCUGCGAAAAGCCAAAGUAAUAAGAGAAGGAAAAGGAGAAGAAGAAGAAGAAGAAGGUUAUGUUAUUACCGACGCGUCCAAAUUAUUACUCAAAGACAAUCCCAUGAGUGUCACACCCUUCUUGCUAGCCAUGCUUGACCCUGUGAUGACUAAACCGUGGGAUUUUCUUAGCACUUGGUUCCAAAACGACGAUCCCAUGCCGUUUCACACGGCCAAUGGGACGACGCUUUGGGAUUACAAUAGUCACGCGCCAAAGCUGUCACAGUUCUUCAACGAAGCCAUGGCUAGUGACGCGCGGUUGGUGACGAGUGUGGUGGUCGAAAAGUGCAAGGGAGUGUUUGAGGGAGUUGAGUCAUUGGUUGAUGUUGGAGGAGGGACUGGGACUGUGGCCAAGUCCAUUGCAGCUGCUUUUCCUGAGAUUCAGUGUACUGUCCUUGAUUUACCUCAUGUUGUGGCUGAUUUGCAUGGUGGGAAUAACUUCAACUUUAUUGCUGGAGACAUGUUUGUUGAAGUUCCUACAUCUGAAGUAGUUUUGUUGAAGUGGAUAUUGCAUGAUUGGAACGACGAAGAAAGUGUGAAAAUACUAAAGAAAUGCAAAGAGGCCAUAAGCAAAAACAAGAAGAAAGUAGGGAAGGUCAUUAUAAUAGACAUGAAGGUUGAGAAUUAUGACAAAGACAAAAACGACAAGUCGUAUGAAACUCAACUCUUCUUUGACAUGUUGAUGAUGUGUUUGCUCACUGGAAAAGAGAGAAAUGAGGAAGAAUGGGCUAAACUAUUUAAAGAUGCAGGCUUCACUCAUUAUAAGAUUUCUCCUAUUUUGGGUCUAAGAUCUCUUAUUGAGGUCUAUCCAUAAUUAUAUCAAUAAUCUAUGGAUGAAAAAUAAUUAUUCAUUUUUUGCUUCACUACGUUGUAAUCUCCCAUGGCUUUGUCAAAUAUAAACACUAGUGUUUUUAUGUUCUA
Molecule: messenger RNA, 1302 nt
Organism: Humulus lupulus (European hop)
Lineage: Eukaryota; Viridiplantae; Streptophyta; Magnoliopsida; Rosales; Cannabaceae
Product: probable O-methyltransferase 3
Exons: 2
Coding region: 68-1195 (375 amino acids)
Biological process (GO): methylation
Molecular function (GO): O-methyltransferase activity; protein dimerization activity; S-adenosylmethionine-dependent methyltransferase activity
Source: RefSeq, a predicted model, not a curated record